CAGUCUCCUCUCUGCCAGUCCUCGACUGCGAAGCGAGUCGGACGGAGCGCCUGGCAUUACACCACCACCACCACCACCACCACCACCGCCGCCCCGCAGCUCUCUCUUUUCUCCCCUCAGUGUUCCCUCUCGUCUCCGCCCGUUCCGCUGCGUCCACACGGCGGCCGCGAAGAUGCCCCGGCACCGUCCUGCCCAGGGAAUGACGUUGUCGCUGCCGGUCGCUUUGUGGAUUUUUUGCCACGUCAACGGUGCGCGCGGAGCUCUGCCAACAGCCCCAAAGUGUGACGAGGCUCUGGCUUCUCCUCUGCCCCACACAGCCUUCACCAGCUCAUCAGUUUUCUCCAGUGGAUACGCACCCGGAUAUGCCAAGCUCAACAGGAGAGGAGGUGCUGGAGGAUGGUCACCUCUGGACAGUGACCAUUACCAGUGGCUACAGGUGGACCUUGGUUCCAGGAAGCAGGUGAGCGCCCUAUCAACACAGGGUCGCUACAGCAGCUCUGAUUGGACCACGCGGUACCGUCUUCUCUACAGCGACACUGGACGGAACUGGAAACCAUAUCACCAAGACGGCAAUAUUUGGGCCUUCUCUGGGAACUCAAAUUCAGAGACCGCAGUUCGCCACGAGCUGCAGCAGGGAAUCGUGGCUCGCUUCCUCAGGCUCGUCCCGCUGGACUGGAGCGAGGAGGGACGGAUCGGUCUGCGCAUAGAAGUCUACGGCUGCUCCUACUGGGCCGAUGUGAUCAACUUUGAUGGACAGGGUGUAAUUUCAUAUCGUUUUAAGAUGAAGAAGAUGAAGAUCAUUAAGGAUGUGAUCGCGCUGAGGUUCAAGACGUCGGAAAGUGAGGGCGUGAUUCUCCACGGGGAAGGACAGCAGGGAGACUACAUCACGCUGGAGCUCCACAAAGCUAAGCUUCUGUUGCAGAUAAACCUCGGCAGUAACCAGUAUGGCUCUAUCCUGGGUCAUACUUCCGUGACCACCGGCAGCCUCUUGGAUGACAAUCACUGGCACUCGGUGGUGAUCGAGCGCUACCGCCGCAACGUCAACUUCACCCUGGACAGACACACUCAACACUUCAGAACGAAUGGAGAGUUUGACCAUCUAGAUUUGGACUAUGAGUUGAGUUUUGGAGGGAUGCCAUACAGUGGGAAGCCUGUGGGAGGAGGGAGGAAGAACUUUAAAGGCUGCAUGGAGAGCAUCAACUACAACGGAGACAACAUUACAGACCUGGCCCGCCGAAAGAAGCUGGACACCUCCAGCUUUCGUAACCUGUCCUUCUCCUGCGUGGAGACCCACACCUUCCCGGUCUUUUUCAAUGCCACCAGCUUCCUGCAGCUGCCAGGCAGAGCUGGUCACAACACACUGUCUGUGGGUUUCCACUUCCGCACGUGGAACCCCGACGGACUCCUCCUCUUCAGUAAUCUUGACGACGGCACACUGGAGAUCUCCCUGGAGGACGGCAAGAUCGUAGUUCAUAUCAACGUGUCAACGGCGACCAGAAACAGCCAGGUGGACUUGUCGUCAGUUCCAGGCUUUAAUGAUGGACAAUGGCAUGCGGUACGUUUGGUCGCCAAGGACAACUUUGCCGCGUUGACGAUAGACGGUGAAGAGGCCUCUGCUGUGCACUCUACCUCACCACUCACCAUCAACACAGGGGGAACCUAUCACUUGGGAGGGUAUUUUCUACAGACCCUGUUCCCACCCUCCCGGCGUUCCUUCCAGGGCUGCAUGCAAGCAAUCCUGGUGGAUGACCAACCUGCUGAUUUGCAUGCGGUGGAAAAGGGCAUUGUGGGAGCGUUUGAGAAUGUCAGCCUGGACAUGUGUGCAAUCCUUGACAGGUGUAUGCCCAAUCACUGUGAACACGGCGGCCGGUGUAAACAGUCGUGGGACAGUUUCAGCUGUACCUGUGAUGGAACAGGAUACAGUGGAGCCACUUGUCACACCUCCAUCUAUGAGCCAUCAUGUGAGGCCUAUAAGCAUUUGGGCAGGUCCUCUGACACCUACUGGAUUGACCCUGAUGGCAGCGGACCCCUUGGCCCCUUUAAAGUCAACUGCAACAUGACAGAGGACAAAGUGUGGACGACAGUUAUGAACAACCUGCCACCUAAAACUGCAGUGACCGGCUCCAGUAGAGAGAGACGCACCGUGCUACAGGUCAACUACAGUGCCUCUAUGGACCAGGUGACUGCCAUCACCACCAGUGCAGAAUACUGUGAGCAGCAAAUCGUCUACAGCUGUCAAAAGUCCAGACUGCUCAACACUCCAGAUGGAACCCCCUACACGUGGUGGGUGGGCCGGGGCAGCGAGAAGCACUUCUACUGGGGAGGCUCAGGACCUGGCAUCCAGAAAUGUGCCUGUGGCAUCGACAGGAACUGCACCGACCCCAAGUAUGACUGCAACUGUGACGCCGACCUCGCACAAGUGAAAGAAGAUUCCGGUUUCCUGGUAUAUAAGGAACACCUGCCCGUCAGCCAGGUUGCCGUGGGUGACACCAACCGACCGGGAUCUUUGGCCAAGCUGACUGUCGGACCGCUCCGUUGCCAGGGAGAUAAUAACUAUUGGAACGCUGCGUCGUUCACCACCCCGUCGUCCUACCUGCACUUUGCCACCUUCCAGGGUGAGACCAGCGCAGACAUCUCCUUCUAUUUCAAGACCAGCGCACCCUACGGCGUCUUUCUGGAAAACCUGGGCAACACUGACUUCAUCCGUUUGGAGCUCAAAUCUCCGAAGGUGGUCUCCUUCUCGUUCGAUGUUGGAAACGGGCCGAUCGAGUUGACGGUGCAUUCGGCCAUGCCCCUCAAUGACGACCAGUGGCAUGGUGUGAUGGCUGAGCGAAACGUAAAAGAGGCCGUCCUUCAGUUGGAUCAGACCUAUCGGGCAUCUCGGCUUGCUCCUGCGCAGGGGCACACGAGGCUGGAGCUUUUCAGCCAGCUCUACGUGGGGAAACCAGCCUCGCUCACCUGCCAAGACAGUGCCGCAGGGGGACAGAGGGGUUUCUUGGGAUGCAUCCGAGCCCUACGGAUGAACGGCAUCACCCUAGAUCUGGAGGAGAGGGCCAAGGUCACGCCGGGGGUCAAACCCGGUUGCCAGGGCCACUGCACCAGUUUUGGAAUGUAUUGCCAGAACGGCGGGAAGUGUGUGGAGAGGUACAACGGCUACUUGUGCGACUGCACCGCCGCUGCCUAUGACGGCCCCUUCUGCACCAGAGAUGUUGGGGGUUUCUUCGAGGCUGGAACGCUGAUCAAGUACAACUUCAUGCCCGAAGCAGUUGCGGGAGCCAGUCGGGAUGCAAAGAUCCUGACGCACCAGCUGACGCCACACGAAGUGAAUCUGACAAAGGAGGAAGUUGCUUUCAGUUUCAGCACAUCGAGUGCCCCUGCCAUUCUGAUGUAUGUAAGCUCCAGGACGCAGGACUAUCUGGCUGUGGUGUUGAGGCAAAAUGGUUCAAUGCAGGUGCGGUAUAACCUCGGUGGUCUGCAGGAACCAUUUGCUAUUGAUGUGGACCAGCGUAACCUGGCCAACGGACAGCCUCACAGCAUUAACAUGUCUCGUGUCAACAGAAGCAUCACCAUCCAGUUGGAUCAUUACCCUCCAGUGAGCUACACCCUCCCACUCGCCUCAGACACACAGCUCAACCUGGUCAAGACGCUGUUCUUGGGCAAAGUCUAUGAAACCGGACACAUAGACCCGGUCCUCAUCGAGCGCUACAACACCCCGGGCUUUGUCGGCUGCUUGUCCCGAGUGCAGUUCAACGGCGUCGCCCCCCUCAAGUCUGCGCUGAGAGCAGCCAAACAGGCCCGGGCCACACCGACAGCCGGCCAGUCGGACAGACAACCCGCUGUCGCGUCGCCAGUUUCGCACCAAGGCAAGCUGGUGGAGUCCAACUGCGGGGCGUCACCUCUCACCAUCCCACCAAUGUCUGCUGCAACGGAUCCCUGGCAUCUGGACAACACAGAUGCAGAAUUCCCAUUUAAUGAGGAGCGAGUGAUCCCCGAUGGAGUCAACAGGGACUCGGCCAUCAUUGGAGGUAUCAUUGCGGUGGUAAUAUUCACCAUCUUGUGCACUCUGGUGUUCCUGAUCCGCUACAUGUUCCGCCACAAAGGCACCUACCACACCAACGAGGCCAAGGGCAGCGGCGGCGAGUCCGCGGGCGAGUCCGCGGACACGGCCAUCAUUGGCACCGAUAACCCCGAAACCAUCGACGAAUCGAAAAAGGAGUGGUUCAUCUAACGGCCGGUGACAGGGACUCGGAGAGAGGAAGUGAUUUGUCGGAAUGACAGUUGCCACAGAAACGCAGGAGGUAUUAUUCAGUGACCAGAGAUGGGGGAGAGAUGGUCGAAUGGCCAAUCAAGCUGGACAAUAAUCUCCCGGAGACGACGGUGAUUUGGGAAAGAUGUGUAUAGGAGUGUUUUGUUUUUCUUUGAUUGUUUGUUUUGUUUGUUUGUUUUUUUUAUAUAUCCAGAGUAUUAGAAAAGAGAGCGGUUAUUCAGUGGGGCACAGCUGUAAGAGACUGUACAUGUAUAUACUAACCGGCUUGUCCUUCUUUGUAUCGUGCUUGGGAGUUUUCAGGAGUUAUUUGAAUACUGUAUAUGACAAAUAAUUAUACUUACUGGGUCAUGUGAUAGCACAGGUUUAUUGCCAGUCUCUUUUGCGUUUGAAUUAAUUUUUAAACAAAAUCUUAUGUCAUAAAUGAUCGUAUCAACAUGCCAAACCCGUUUUUUUUUUAAAUAUAUAUAAUUAAUCAGGCUUUGGUUGCACCAGCCUGUCAACCCUCAUGUCUGUCAAACGACAUGCCACUAAUACUGCGGUAAUAUAGAGCUGAAUAUAGAUGCCAAAAUUCACUUUGUAAAUACAAUAUUUUGUUGUUCUUUUCCUUGUUUUUUUUCUCAAAAAGAUUUAUUCAAAGUCCAAAUACAUAAACAUUAAUGAGAAAUGUAAGAUAUAUAUUACAAUUAUAUCAUGAGUAUGUCCAUUAUAUAUGUGUGAAGUAUAGAGUUUUAUGUUUAAAUUUUAUGACAUUGGAUUGUACGGGACAUUCCUCUCUGAGGAGGGGCAGACAGGGGUUUCUCGGUGCAUCAUGGGAAAUCGUGGCGCUCCACGGUCGGCUUGGUUCAGCACGGCAGCUUUCUUUUUUCAUUCGGAAUCGGUGAAACCGCGAGCCUUUACUCAUUUACACAUGAGACGUUGGUUUGUUUUUCUUUUGCCAAACACUUGAGUCUUACGUCCUCCACCCAGUCGUCUCAAAUUUUUUUAAUUUUGUCAUUUUUCAUUGAAUGUGUGACUUUUGAGUUAAGGGGUUUCUUUGUGCUUCUUUAGAUCUUUGACUGACGUUGUGGGCCGUGGGUUAACAGUGCGUGCAUGCGUCUGUGGUAAUAUAUGUGCAGGUCAGAUCGAACAACAUGCCUGACACUUGAUGAGCUCUGUUGAUGCACUAAAAACACCGUGCAUUAAGUGGUGGAAGCAGUGUAAAAACAAAAACAAAAUAUGAUUGACAGCUAAUAUUUAUUCAAAAUCUGGGACAAGGUUAAGAUGAUAAUUGGUUUUACUUCCCGUCCAUUGUGCCUUCAAGGUCUCGAGCCAUGUCGCCUUGCCCCCAGUCUUGCUACAAGAAGCCUGAACUUUACUGCUGCUGAGUUUUCAGCUGUUGUCUCUGUCCUGAUUUGGAAUGGCUUUGCGUUUCCCACUAAUCUCAAUCAAACUUUGAGUUUAAAAUCUGGCACAUUUCUUUUUUAAUCACACACACCUUAUGAAUAGCUUAGCAGGAGCAGCUACAUUGAUGCACAUUGAUGAAGAGCUGCACACCGCGCAAUACGCAAGAGAUGCAGUUUCUGCGACACAUACACACACACACACACACACACACAAACAUGCAUGUUCGAUCGAGCACAAGUCAAGGUUGUUCACUCAGUUGCGAGAGCAGCAUGUUCAGAGAGGCUCCUGCUUUGUGAGCAAUGGAUUGAGCCUCGCUCGCUGCCACUGUUGUCCAACGUGUUCAGAAAAUAUAUUCAUUUUUAUUUUCUAACCAUGUUGUCUUCCUGUCAGUUAUGUUCCCUGCGCUUCCACGCCAUUGCUUUCACAGCACAAUGUGUUACAGUCAUAUAAGCAGCUGCCAACUCUUCUGUUUCAUUGUGAAUUUGCUUCUUAUGUUUUCGAAGUCUGUGUGGUCAAAUUGCUGCCAUGGCACCUCGUUACAUUGUACAUGAUUUUGUACUUCAUCGCCGACACCGCCGCCUCGUGUUCGAUCACUGACUGCGCGUCACUUUAUCGGAGACAGCUAGCGAACUCAGCCCGCCUUCUACUGCAGCCUCUAAGAAGACUUUCUCCAUUUACAUACAACAAUCCACGAUGAAGGCACAUGAGUGAAUCUACUUUACUUUUUCUUUUCUUUUUAUAGUUAUAUUACUCAGACCAUACAAUAAUGCCCUUAAUAUGUUGUUUGAAUAUGAAACAACGAUGAUAAUAGAUUCUCAGCUCCAGCAGACAAAACCAUAACCCAUAUGUUUUGCUUUCAGUUCUGUUGAGUUCAAUAAAGAGUAUUUGAUCUUUAA
Molecule: messenger RNA, 6546 nt
Organism: Scophthalmus maximus (turbot)
Lineage: Eukaryota; Metazoa; Chordata; Actinopteri; Pleuronectiformes; Scophthalmidae
Gene: cntnap2a
Product: contactin associated protein 2a
Exons: 27
Coding region: 173-4228 (1351 amino acids)
Source: RefSeq, a predicted model, not a curated record